AUGGUAGACAAUUCUCAAACCUCUUCAGCCAUCGCUCCUGCACAUGAGCAGAACAGCCCUUAUUUUAUGCAUCCUUCUGAUAACCCUGGAUCUAAUCUCGUCGGCAUGGUUCUUACGGGUGAUAAUUACAACAAUUGGUCUCGUGCCAUGGAGAUUGCCCUUUCCGCCAAGAACAAGAUGGUAUUUGUUACUGGAGAAACAAAAAAACCAGCCGCAGCCGAUCCUACCUAUGUGUCAUGGAUUCGUGUUAACAAUAUGAUUCUAUCCUGGAUUCUUAAUUCCAUCCAUCCAGAUUUGGUGCCAACGGUUCUCUACACAGAGUCAGUUGCGGAUGUUUGGGCCGAUCUCCGCGAACGUUUUUUGGCAUCGAAUGGUCCUAGGGUUUUUCAUCUUGAGCAAAAGAUAUGCACCCUUGCACAACAUGACGAUGCCGUGACCAAGUACUACAACAACUUGCGAAGUUACUGGGAUGAAUUGAAUAAUUUGGAUCCGUUACCGCAAUGCUCUUGUUCAGCUCAUUCUAUCAUUACCAAACAACAAGAGAAUCGACGAUUGUUUCAAUUUCUCAUGGGUCUCAAUCCGAGGUACGCUAAUGUUAUUAGUCAGAUUUUACUAAUGGAUGCAUUACCUAGUGUUGCACGCGCAUAUGCACUAGUUCUUCAGGAUGAGUCGCACCGCCAUAUCCAAUUGGAUUGCCCACCGUCCGAUCAGACCAACAAGUUGGAUGUGGAGAAGGUCUUUCACAUGACAGGAGGUGUUGGCAACACUAGCUAUGCCAAGAACUCUUCGCUUCAGAAGAAGGCAGCUGAUAUGGUGAAGAGCAUAACCAUGGAGGCAGUGCAACAAGUGUACCUGAGUCUCAUGCCAGAGAGCAUUGGAAUAGCUGACUUGGGGUGUUCCUCAGGACCCAACACCCUGUCCAUCAUCAGGGAUGUGAUUGAGGCAGUGCAAGGGACAAGCCAAAGGGUCACGAGUCCAACCCCAGAGUUCAGGGUCUACCUCAACGACCUCCCCACCAAUGACUUCAACUCCAUCUUCAAGGCCUUGCCAGAUUUCCACAGAGAGCUCAGAGAGGCAAGAAGGAGAGAGGGUGGGCUUUGUCAUCCUCCUCUGUACAUGGCAGCUCAUCCAGGGUCCUUUUAUGGGAGGCUUUUUCCCAACAAGUGCUUGCACUUUGUCUAUUCAUCCUACAGUUUGCACUGGCUCUCAAGGGUCCCUCCGGCACUCUGUGAUGAGAACAGAGAACCAAUCAACAGGGGCACCAUCUACAUCUCUGAGUCCAGCCCUCCCUGUGUAGCCGAGGCGUACUUGCGGCAGUUCCAAGAGGACUUCACAUCAUUCCUCCACUUGAGAUCUGAAGAGCUGGUGUCUGGAGGCAGAAUGGUGCUGAUCUUGCUCGGCAGAAGGGGCCCCCACCAUGUUGAUAGAGGCAACUCUUUCUUCUGGGAGCUCCUCUCAAGAAGCCUCUCCAUGUUAGUUGCAAAGGGAGAAGUGGAAGAGGAGAAGCUGGAUUCCUAUGAUGUGCACUUCUACGCACCUUCCGAGGAUGAAAUGGAACGCGAGAUCGAGAGAGAGGGGUUGUUCCGAUUGGACCGCUUCGAGACGUUCGAACUUGAGAGGGACGAGAGAGAUGGUGUGAGCUACGGAACAGCGGUGGCAACCACUGUCAGGGCCAUCCAGGAGUCCAUGAUCUCUCACCACUUUGGUGAAGGGAUUCUGGACGGCCUAUUUGAGAACUACGCAAGAAUCUUAGAUGAAGAAGCGGCCAGAGAAGAGAUCAGGCCUGUCACUUUCCUUUUGGCACUCACAAAAUUAUGACUGCGCUUCAGUAACGCGGGCAAACACUCGCCUCGACAGAUCGGGUCCAUCGCAGCUGUCAAUCUCGCAGCGUUCCAAUAGAAUCCAGUCAUCUGCGAAAGCAUGUAGUCCGUAGACCCGGAUCGAGGAAUCAUCUGGUAGCAUAAGAGACCCAGAAUCUAGGAACUAGUUAUUGUUUUGUGCUUUCUGCUGUACUCACUCACUGCCCAGUACUCUUGCAUCAGGAAUUUAGGAAUCUCAUGAAGCUCCAAUUGCAUGUGCAUGAAAUCUCACUCUCUAUUUUUCUUCA
Molecule: messenger RNA, 2107 nt
Organism: Syzygium oleosum
Lineage: Eukaryota; Viridiplantae; Streptophyta; Magnoliopsida; Myrtales; Myrtaceae
Product: probable methyltransferase TCM_000336
Exons: 4
Coding region: 1-1818 (605 amino acids)
Biological process (GO): methylation
Molecular function (GO): S-adenosylmethionine-dependent methyltransferase activity
Source: RefSeq, a predicted model, not a curated record